AUAGAAGCAGUAGUGCACAAGCCAAUUCCUUGUGACCUUGUAAAAGUUCUUGGUGUUGAGCCUCAGAUUUACUCCAAAGCUGAGACUUUCACCCAAGCAUUCCUGAAGAAUAAUGCUCACCUAAAUGAUACAAAAAGUGUGCUGAGUCAUAAAGCGGUGAUCUUGGAGUACUCCAGGCCAAAGAAAAAGACGUCCACUAAAAUGAAAGCCAAAGGAAUGAAUGCUCAGCAGAAAAGGGAAAUGAAGAUCUUCCACGUAAAAAGUGAACACCAGAGGUAUGAGCUUUUCUUACCAUUGCACGAACUCUGGAAACAAUAUAUUAUUCAUCUCUGCAAUGGACUAAAUCCAACAAGCAGUCCUCAGUCUGUGCAGAAGAAACUAGUGAAGGCGGACUUUCAUGGUGCCAUCAUCAUAGUGGUUCGGUCCAAAUGUCCUUCGUACGUAGGCACUACCGGAAUUGUGAUUCAGGAGUUCAAACAUGUGUUCAAAAUCAUGACAAAACAAGACAGAGUUAAAGUAAUUCCAAAGAGGAACAGCGUAUUUGAAGUGGAGAUAAAUGGCUUCAGCUCUUACAUCUACGGAAACAAGUUUGAGUAUCGAGCCAGCGAACGCUCAGCAAAGAAGUUCAAAAUCAGUGGAAGCAUUGACCUAUGA
Molecule: messenger RNA, 654 nt
Organism: Nerophis lumbriciformis (worm pipefish)
Lineage: Eukaryota; Metazoa; Chordata; Actinopteri; Syngnathiformes; Syngnathidae
Source: RefSeq, a predicted model, not a curated record